Messenger RNA from Siniperca chuatsi (mandarin fish), 1940 nucleotides. RefSeq names its product solute carrier family 30 member 7 (gene slc30a7). NCBI's taxonomy places the organism in Eukaryota, Metazoa, Chordata, Actinopteri, Centrarchiformes, Sinipercidae. The record is from RefSeq and is a predicted model, not a curated record. Gene Ontology annotation, biological process: transmembrane transport; zinc ion transport; intracellular zinc ion homeostasis. Gene Ontology annotation, cellular component: membrane; Golgi apparatus. Gene Ontology annotation, molecular function: zinc ion transmembrane transporter activity.
GUAGUAGGUGUAGCAGCAGUAGGUGCAGUAGGUGUAGCAGCAGUAGGUGUAGCAGCAGUAGGUGUAGUAACAUCAGUGUCAUCAGUCAGUGUUUGAGUAACUGGAGCGCCUUUAUUGUGAAACCCGAGCAGAGCGGAAGUGGACAGUUAGCAUCCCGUAGCUCUGCUGCACAGUGAGAGUGUGUGUGUGAGUGAGUGUGAGUGUGUUCAGGUGUGAAAAUGUUACCUCUGUCUAUUAAAGACGACGAGUACAAACCCGCCAAGUUUAACCUGCUGGUGAAGCUCUCGGGAUGGUUCAGGUCGAUCCUCGCGGAUAAAACCUCCAGGAAUCUGUUCUUCUUCCUCUGCCUGAACCUCUCCUUCGCCUUCGUGGAGUUAACGUACGGCAUCUGGAGUAACAGUUUAGGUCUGAUCUCAGAUUCCUUCCACAUGUUCUUUGACUGCACCGCUCUGCUGGCAGGUCUGGCAGCCUCCGUCAUCUCCAGGUGGAGAUCCAACGACAGCUUCUCCUACGGUUACGUCAGAGCUGAGGUUCUGGCCGGCUUCGUCAACGGACUCUUCCUCAUCUUCACAGCCUUCUUCAUCUUCUCUGAAGGAGUCGAGAGAGCCCUGGAGCCUCCUGACGUUCACCACGACCGUCUGCUUCCUGUCUCUGUUGCCGGUCUGCUCGUCAACCUGGUCGGGAUCUUUGUUUUCCAGCACGGAGGCCACGGACACUCGCACGGAGAGGGAGGUCACGGUCACAGCCACUCGCUGUUUAACGGCAGUGUGAAUCACGGCCACAGCCACGGAGGACGCGACCACCAGAACAAACAUGCAGACCGACACAGCCACGACGGACACGGACACAGCCACGGCACACUCGGACGCCACGACGGACACGGACACGACGGACACGGACACGAUGGACACGGACACAGCCACGGCGGCCAUGACGAUCCACACUGUCACGAUGAGCUGCUGCACACUCCGGGGAAAGGUUCCAGUAAACAGAUCCUGCAGGGCGUCCUGCUGCACAUCAUCGCUGACACUCUGGGCAGCGUCGGUGUGAUCAUCUCGGCUCUGCUGAUGCAGAAAUACGACCUGAUGAUCGCCGACCCCAUCUGCUCCAUGCUGAUCGCCCUCCUCAUCGGAGUCAGCGUGGUGCCGUUACUGAGAGAGUCCAUCGGGAUCCUGAUGCAGAGAACUCCUCCGUCACUGGACCACGCCCUGCCAGAGUGUUAUCAGAGGGUGCAGCAGCUGCAGGGAGUGUACAACUUGCAGGAGCCUCACUUCUGGACUCUAUGUACUGACGUUUACAUCGGAACAUUAAAGCUGCUGGUCGCCCCCGACGCCGACACCCGCUGGAUCCUUAGCCAGACACACCACAUCUUCACACAGGCCGGAGUUCGACAGCUGUACGUUCAGAUCGAAAUGGCUGCCAUGUAGAAGCUCCUCCUUCUCUGAACACCUGGGACCAAUCCCCUUCAGUCUGCUGCUGCAGGUGACCUCUGACCCAUACCCCGAGUCACUGAAGGUCAGACUGAGACCGGGGGGGCAGUAAGAACUUGACUGUGAUCUCCCAUGAUGCUCCAGCCCAAUGCGUCCUGGAUGAUCUCAAACUACCCCCCCACCCCUUUUUUAACCUUACCUGUCCGUGUUGGCGGGCAGCGUGACAACCCCCCCCCCCCCUUCCUGGCUGCACUUUGUAGACUGGAGCAAAGCAUUCUGGGUAAGUGCCUUCAUCAUGAAUCAGAGACGCUCUGAGCCUGCUUCCUGUCCGGCCCGGCCCCCCUGUGACAUCACUGCUGGGACCAGACUGCUGCCAUUUGAUUGGUCCGUGGUGUGUGUGAUGUCCCUCUGUGUUUUUUAACGUGCCAAACCAUGUGACCAAACCAUGUGACCAGUCUGGUGGGUUUGUCUUUUUUUCAACUGUAAUAAAUAAUUCUGUUUCUGAGCUGA